Dreissena polymorpha is the source of this 5200-nucleotide messenger RNA. RefSeq names its product mucin-5AC-like. NCBI's taxonomy places the organism in Eukaryota, Metazoa, Mollusca, Bivalvia, Myida, Dreissenidae. The transcript is spliced from 7 exons. Bases 341 to 1591 code for a protein of 416 amino acids. The record is from RefSeq and is a predicted model, not a curated record.
CACAAUUUACUCAUUACGCAAUCCGACAGUUCUUUUCAUAAAAAAUAGUUGUUACCUACUACUUUGAAUUACCUUUUUUGUUUUCAAGUUAAAAAUGAUGAAUGCUCGAGAUGCGGUCAGGAUAUGCAUACUUAUGAUUACAUUAAUUUCAUCAAACAUUCGUUCUGUAACAAGCGUGCAACCAAUUGAUGCCCCUGGCGCCACUAUAGUGACGUCAUCGACACAAGAUUCUCAAAUGACGUCAGAGACGCAAGUCUUUAACAGUCGUUCAAACGUCACUGAUCACCACAGAAGCAUCAAAUAACUCAUCAACGAGUUUAACACCAAGCUAUUUCACCAAAUGUUCAAAACGCGACAAACGCCUCCAUCAUGGAAACUGCCACACUUAAAUUGGCGUCAUCAUCAACUGUCACGUCACAGCAGUUUGUUAGCAAGGACGCUAGCACAACGCUUACGAAAACAAUCACAGCAACAUACGAUUUCUACAACCGAAGGAUCAACGACGUUUUCGUCUUCAAAUCAAAUGCCAGGUGUAUCCCUUUCCGUGACAUCGUCGGAUUCUUUGAAGAUGGUUUCAUUGAAUACAACUUCAGCAGCGUUUAAUACGUCAGAUGUGCCAAUGCCAAUGACAACAUUCUCAAGUAAUGCAAUGUCUGGCUCUCCCUCAACAUCAGCCUUUACAAAAAUAUCAACAGAAACAACUGCGACAUCAAACGCUACAACAACAACAACACCCAACGUCAUAACAGAAACGUCACCAAAACCAAAUACAAUAACGACAAUAACACGGGUCACCCACUUAACUAAUUCUAGUGGGAACUCCGAUAAAGAGGGAAUGACACCGAUUCCGUGCGAAGAAUCAUCGCUCGGAAGACUCGGACUUCCGGUGAUUUUCGCUAUGGCGACGGUCAUUGCUAUACUUUUACUAAUCGUUGUCAUCCUCAUCACCAAACAACUUCGUACAAGUCGUAGACGACGACGGAUGAAUGAUGAUAGAGACAUGCCGAGGCUAAAAAUGAUAGAGAUCAAGGACGCGGACACGGUGCGCGCGAAUCAAGUUCACGAGGACAUGCAUACGUACUCGCUGGACUACGACCGCCACGUGCAGGAAAAGAUACAGGAGCACAGGCGCAGCGUCCAACAUCCCGCGGCGAGUAAGCCAGCCGUUGGAGGGACCACUACAUUUCAGCUGAACAAAAGACCAAGCCUUAAGCCGACGGUCGACGUCUCGUCAUCGACUACCGUUCAGCCGCCGAAGAGCGCUGUCCCAGUGCCCCCGCUAAGUGCAACAAGCACUUUCCAGUUGGCAAAGAGGCUGAGCGCGCGCGGAUCCUCGACGUCGUCAACUUCCGGUCAGCCGCCGCCGCCCCCGAGUCCGCUGCUGCUUCCCGGGGAGACGAGGCAUGCGCGCGACACCGAUAAGGCUAACACCGAUGACGACGUGUUUGUUUUCAAUUUAGCUAAACGUCCCAGCGAAAGUCUUACUAACCGAAGGGAGAGUACUCGGCCAGAAACGGAACCAAAGAAAGGCAACUCUGCGGUAACAAAUCAGGAAGGCUAUGGAAUAGACAAAUACAUUACGGACGUGUGACGAGAAUGCACGCAUUAAGGGAAACAGAGUCUGCAUUAGGUCCAUCCAAUUCAGUUUUUUUUAUUAAUUUUAUUUAACUUUCUCUGUUUAUCAUGAUCCAUUCGACAUGUUCUUGCCUAUUGACUAUUGUUUAUUGAGCCUUGUUCUGUGAAAACUUGGCUUAAUGCAUGUGCAUAAAGUGUCAUCGAAGAUUAGCCCGUGAAUGCGCAUAGGCUGAUCAAGGACUACACAUUCUGCUUUAAUGGAUGUUUUCCUUUAAAGGCGGUCUCUUCUGAUUAAACAGCCAGUCUUGGUGGAAAGUGUGGUCGCAUAUAAGCCUGUGAGAACUGCACAAGCUAAUCUGGGACGCCACUUUGCGCACAUGAAUUACAGAACGAGGCUUAUUCAGAGGAGGUAAUCACGUGAUAGUCAAGAUGGCGACGCCCAUGCCGAGACAUGUAUUUUUCGCCGUUUUAUAACCAUUAUUACUUGUCUUUAAUUUUUAAAUGACAUUCACAUACCAGAUAGACCGAAUAUUAAUACGUAAUAAACGCUAGUAACUUUCUUGCUGAUAUGGCUGGAAAGUGAGCGGCAUUUUAAACAAUUAAAACAUAAAAUAACGGGUAUAAAACGGCGAAAAAUACCUGUCUCGGCAUGGACGUCACUAUCUGCUCACCCAGGCGGCCAGGGUCCAGUUCCCAGCAGCAAGCUAGUUUGGUUGGUGGUCACCAUACCGGAAAGGUGGGGUUUCCUCCUGGUACUCCGGCUUCACCUAAACAACACAAUACCACACCGCAAUCAACCCAUUUAUGCAUAGCGUCUAGAAAAAAGGCCUUGGCAAACAGCGUAGACCCAUGUGGCGUCUAAUCAGGGUCUGCGCUGUUUGCUUAAAGGAAUUUCUGUAAGAAAUAUUCUAAAUAUAGAAAUAAAUAUACCAUACAUCCCUAAUUUUGGAAAUAAAUUGAUCCAAUUUAGAAGGAUGGGAGAGUCCACUAGGCAUAAAUGGGUUAAAACAAUCUUUCAGUAACCAUGAAUUAGCUGGAAAUUGCAGCUAUACUACAAAAUUCGACAAAACUUUCGUGGGUCUAGUAAUUUCAUUUACGUACGAGUGCUGGGGCACACAUCGGGUCCACACAUAAUGUAGCCACUGGCUUGGAAAAGCUCUCAUAAACUUCGAAAAACACACGAGCUUAACAUAAGGACAUGAUCUUUAAACCGGUGUAGCCUUCGGGGGCUUGAGCCCACAUUCGGGGAUGGAGCAACAUUCCAUAAGCGUUGAACCGAUUUAUCAGUUCUCGAUCAGAUAAAUGCGCCAAUCUGUCAUCAGAGCAAUCGGUUGACAUUAUUAAACUGGGCCACCAGGAAUGCAUACACAUUUUGUGCAAGUUCGAUAGAGAUUCACUGUUUGAUGAUAUUAAGUCCAAGUAAUUAUUUAUAGAUUUUGACAUUUCGUGAUUUUAAAUGAUAGAGUCAUAUUGCUCGUUUAAUAAAAAUUCAUUGAACAGUGGAUCAAUUCGAAUAACAGUUUUAGUAGAUAUUAAAAUAUGAAUUAUUUGUUGAUUUUUCAAAAUUUUACAACAUUUGUUAAAAAAGAUAAGCCCUAUGAAAAAUAUGAGUUGUAAUAGAAGCGACAUUAAGUGUAGUGGUGGCGAUAAAGAUAAGUAACUGCUAUAUACUAUGCGCCUGUGCAUGCUUUGUAAAAGUGUAUGUUCAUACUGUAAUGAAUACAACAAUCUAAUACUGAAACGCUAUGAGUAAUAUUGUUCAGUAUUAUCUACAUUGGUAUUGGUUUGUCGAAAGGUAUAAACAUAUUUGUUUCAUGACUUACCUAAAAAUUAAGUAAGGUCUAUUUCCAAAAUGUAUACAACUUUCUUUGUGAACAUAAACCAUUGUUUUAAAUUACAAAAAUGUUUGCCGCUGUAAAUUAUAAAUUGUGUUUAGUUAUAUUGUGCAUUUAUUUAUUCGCUGCGUAUCAAUCACCAUAAAUCUAGGUCACACUUGAUCUUAGUCACUGACGCCAAAAAUUGCCUCAAGAUAUAUUUAAUUGUUUGAACAGGUCGGUAUGAGGUCAACAUUUUCUAAGGCGAUACAGAUCUUUGCCAGGUAUGAUCUUUUUAGUAGUCUUAUUAUGAAGCCUCGUUCUGGCUAAUAAUGAACGACGCUUUCCGCCUGAACUGGAUGUUCGUUUAGAAUAGACUACCUUAAAGGGGCCGUCCAACAGAUUUUGGCAUGUAUUAAAGCUUGUCAGUAACUGCUUUAAAUGCUUUAUAUUGAUAAAUUUAAACAUUUGAACUAAAAAUCUCCAGUAAAAAAUAAUAAUACAAUUUAAAAAAAAGAAGAAAAAACGUUAACCUCCACAGGGCUCGAACCACUGACCCCUGGAGUCAUGGAAGCUUGGAGUAAAAUGUCUCCCGACUUUACCACUCGAUCAUCCACGCUCACGUCAUAAGCGGAGGCAUUUUUCAGCUAUAUAAGCAAUCCUCGUAGUUUCCCAAAAUAUCGAUUCGCGUUGAACGACGCUUUAAUCUGUUGGACAGUCCCUUUAAAUUAAGAAGGAUUCUAUUAAAGAUGAAAGUGUCGUCCUUGAUUAGCCAUAAUCCGCGAGUCUAACCGGAACACGUCGCAACCCUGCAUCCAUAUUUGAGGUAAAAACAUUUAUUUUGAUGAUACCAUUGUAGUCUAUACAGAAACGAACAAAACAUGUAAUUAUUACGUGUUUCGAUUGGAUAUUCCAUUUUACUUUUUAUCACGUGUCAUUUCAUUGGUCAAUUUUUAUUAUUAUCAUAUUACACAAUGUACAGAACCUUCAAUCGUUUUGUUGAUCAUGUUUCCUCAUUGAUAGACAUUAGCCUUGUUCUAGGAAAACGGGGCUUAAUGCAUUUGCGUUAAGUGCCGCCCCAGACUAGCCUUUGCUACCCGUAUAGAUUACUCUUAGACGACACUUUCCGCCUAGACUGCAUUGUUGCUUAGAAGAUACUUCAUUUAGAAGAAAUAUUCAAUAAACACAGAAAGUGUUUUCUCUCUGAUUAGGCUGUUUGCAAUGAAUAGGCUCAUCUGGGACAACACUUUACGCACAUUAAGAUCCGCUUUUCCAAGAGCAAGGUGCAAAUAUACUUGAUGCAUGUUCAUGUUUUACCAGUUCCGUUGGCAUAAUAUGGUAAGCGUUUUACAGAAAAUUAUACGAAAUAUACAAUACGAAGACUAUUGUGUUAUGAUUCAUAUAAAAGAAAACAACCCAAGACAAAAUACGCUUGAGUUCUCAUCACGGCUGACAAAAAUCAAACAAAUUAUGUGUUAAUAUAAACUGUGUCAUUCAUGUGUUUUUUUAAACUGUGCCAGUUAUGUGUAACAAUUUACUGUCCCAAUUUAUUUGCUAUCUUUAGAUGUGCCAAUGUUAGUGCUACUAUUGACUGUACCAGUGUAUGUGUUUGUCUUAACUAAGCACAAUUAGUGUUACUCGUAACUGUGCCAAAUAAUCGAUUUUAAGUCAAAACCAAUCUGUGAGUUACUCUUAGCUGUACCAAAUUAUCGAUUUAAAAAAAACACUAAAUGAUGUUUUACUAAAAAGUGUAGCAGAUUUUCGAUUGUUCGUGUAACCAAUUGAUGUGUUUCUAAUAAAUAUAUAUAAUA